UUGUCCAAAAUUGUAAUGGUUUCCUGUCCUUCAUUAAUAAAAAUUCUUAUAAAAAGCCAAGUGAAAUUGUUGGUCUUUUUUCACUGCAGUAUCAAUGGUGUGAGCCCAAAGGUCCGGAAGGUGCUGCAGCUUCUUCGCCUCCGCCAGAUCUUCAACGGCACCUUUGUUAAGCUCAACAAGGCUUCCAUUAACAUGCUGAGGAUUGUGGAGCCAUACAUUGCUUGGGGGUACCCAAACCUGAAGUCAGUGAAUGAAUUGAUCUACAAGCGUGGUUAUGGCAAAAUCAACAAAAAACGAAUUGCCCUGACAGAUAACUCACUGAUUGCUCGAUCUCUUGGUAAAUAUGGCAUCAUCUGCAUGGAAGAUCUGAUUCACACUGUUGGAAAGCGCUUCAAAGAAGUGAACAACUUCCUGUGGCCCUUUAAGUUAUCUUCUCCACGUGGUGGGAUGAAGAAGAAGACCACCCAUUUUGUAGAAGGUGGAGAUGCUGGGAACAGGGAAGACCAGAUCAAUAGGCUUAUUAGAAGGAUGAACUAAGGUAUCUACCAUGCUUAUUUUUGUAAAUCUGGUCAGUUAAUAAACUGAGUCUUCAAAAUUGAAGCA
Messenger RNA from Myotis lucifugus (little brown bat), 603 nucleotides. It is a transcript of the gene RPL7, whose product is annotated as ribosomal protein L7. The record is from RefSeq and is a predicted model, not a curated record. Gene Ontology annotation, molecular function: structural constituent of ribosome; RNA binding. Gene Ontology annotation, biological process: maturation of LSU-rRNA from tricistronic rRNA transcript (SSU-rRNA, 5.8S rRNA, LSU-rRNA). Gene Ontology annotation, cellular component: cytosolic large ribosomal subunit. NCBI's taxonomy places the organism in Eukaryota, Metazoa, Chordata, Mammalia, Chiroptera, Vespertilionidae.